UUUUUUUUUUUUUUCUUUGAGGGGGAGGGUGAUUGAACCAACGACUUCCUCAAAUACCGCCAAACUUAAACGCGAAAUCCACUCCACGUAAAUGUGAUCUACAAAGAUUAAAUAAAAGUGUGAGCCUAGUGCUUCGGCAACGCCGAGUUUUGAGGGGGUAAACACGGGGCACUAGCUGACUCUCGGCGGAGGGAUAUCAGCGCGGGCCGGGACUACGUGCGCGCGAGGCUGAAUGGAGGCAGCCUCUUCCUGGUGGAUAAACAGUGACAGCUACAGGGCAGCCACCGAGACCCAGCACGCAGGCUCCGGCGCUGCCCUGCCGAACAACACCAAAAUGGCUUCAGACAGCACACACAUCUCGCAGUUGACUUCUGAACUCUACUUCCUAAUAGCCCGAUUUCUAGAAGCUGGACCGUGUCAGAAAGCAGCCGAGACCCUGAUAAGGGAGGUGGAGGAGAAGGAGCUGCUGCCCAAAAGGCUGGACUGGGCAGGACAGGAACACCCCGGGACGUACGAAAAUUUGGUGAAGCUCUACAGACACAUCGCUGCAGAUCACCUGCUGCAGGUCUGCUGCAGGGUAUGUCCGGUGCUGGAGAAGGAGGUCCCAGCCAGCGUGCCGGGACUCACCAGCCUGCUGGGGGCCGGCCGGCAGUAUCUGCUCCGCACCAGCAAGAGCUGCAAACACGUCGUAUGGAAGGGUUCGGCGCUGGCGGCGCUGCACUGUGGAAGGCCACCGGAGCCCCCCGUUAUUUAUGGGAGCCCGCCUAACAUUGUGGAGACGAGCCACAGCCGAGGGCUGAACGGCGCCUACCGCCUGCGGCAGCUGGUGCCCACCGCCGUGUACCAGCACAUGAAGAUGCACAAGCGGAUCCUGGGACACCUGUCGUCGGUGUACUGCGUCACCUUCGACCGGACGGGGCGGCGCAUCUUCACCGGCUCUGAUGACUGCCUCGUGAAGAUCUGGGGGACGGAUGACGGCCGCCUGCUGGCGACCCUGCGCGGCCACGCGGCGGAGAUUUCCGACAUGGCCGUGAGCUACGAGAACACCAUGAUUGCCGCUGGCUCCUGUGACAAAACCAUCCGAGUGUGGUGCUUACAGACCUGCGCCCCCUUGGCGGUGCUGGAAGGACACGCGGCCUCCAUCACGUCACUGCAGUUUUCUCCUCUCUGCAGCGGCUCCAAACGCUACCUGUCCUCCACCGGCGCUGACGGCACCAUCUGCUUCUGGCAGUGGGAUGCUCGCUCGCUCAAAUUUGGCCAAAGGCCCAGCAAAUUCACGGAGCGCUCCAGACCCGGCGUCCAGAUGAUCUGCUCCUCCUUCAGUGCAGGGGGAAUGUUUCUGUCGACAGGAAGUACCGAUCACAUCAUUCGGGUUUACUAUUUUGGAUCAGGUCAACCAGAGAAGAUCUCUGAACUUGAGUCCCACACCGACAAGGUUGACAGCAUCCAGUUUUCACACUGCAGCGAUCGGUUUGUGAGCGGCAGCAGAGACGGAACGGCUCGGAUCUGGCAGCUGCAGCCUCAGGGCUGGAAGAGCGUCCUGCUGGACAUGCAGACCAAAUUACCCGGGAAGUACAACCCUCCUCCUCUGGAAGACAAAGUGACCAAGUUGAAGGUUACCAUGGUAGCGUGGGAUCGCAACGACAGCACGGUGAUCACAGCAGCCAACAAUCUGACGCUGAAGGUGUGGAACUCCACCACCGGGAACUUGGUCCACGUCCUGAUGGGUCAUGAGGAUGAGGUGUUUGUCCUGGAGCCACAUCCUUUUGAUCCCAGGAUCCUGUUCUCAGCCGGGCAUGAUGGGAAUUGCAUUGUGUGGGAUCUGGCCAGAGGAGUCAAAAUCCGCUCCUAUUUCAACAUGAUUGAGGGUCAGGGUCACGGAGCUCUGUUUGACUGCAAAUGUAGUCCAGACGGGCAGCACUUCGCCGCUACGGAUUCCCACGGUCACCUGCUCAUCUUUGGCUUCGGCUCGAGCAGCAAGUACGACAAGAUAGCAGACCAGAUGUUCUUCCACACCGACUACCGGCCGCUGAUCCGCGACGCCAACAACUACGUGCUGGAUGAGCAGACGCAGCAGGCCCCACACCUGAUGCCUCCUCCCUUCCUGGUGGAUGUGGACGGGAACCCCCACCCCCCCAGGUAUCAGCGCUUGGUGCCUGGCAGGGAAGGCUGCAGGGACGAGCAGCUGAUUCCUCAGAUGGGGGUCACUUCCUCCGGUCUGAACCAAGUGGUGAGCGAGCAGGCGGUGGACGGCCCCAGUCCUCUGGACACCAUGAUCCAGCGGCUGCAGCAGGAACAAGACCAGAGGCUGGGCACAAACGACGCCUCUGCAGCAGCUUCUGCAACCAACAGCCGGGCCAGCAGAGGAUCAGUGGGAUCGCCCACAGAGGUACACUCCCCGCCAAACGUGGGCCUCAGACGGAGCGGGCAGAUCGAGGGCGUUCGGCAGAUGCACAGCAACGCCCCUCGCAGCCAGAUGGCAACAGAAAGAGACCUGGUGGCCUGGAGCCGCAGGGUGCUGGUCCCCGAGCUGGACGACGCUUUGAUCAGGAGACAGGUGAACUGGCGCGAGGCUAAAGGGGAGGAGGAGAUCAAUGUUUAUCAGUCGGAACGGAGGAGACGCACGCUGCACUCACUCCCCAAGGAAAGCAGAGUUCAUCCGACGUCAGAGUGUGUGGUGGAUGAGGCCAGAAGGAGCCAGGGGAACCACGGCUACCAGACCCGAGCCGCUGCAGAGGAGACGAGCCGUCAGAGCGCCGAGGCUGUGGACGAUGACGACAGCGCCUCGGAGGUACAGACCACCACGGGAGAGGUGGAGGUACGGCAAAUCAACGGGCACUCCUCGGAGGAGGAGAAGGACGAGGAGGAGAAGGAGCCCUGGCCAGACGACCACAGCAGCUCAAGUGACUACUCCAGCGAUUACUCCGACUGGACGGCAGACGCAGGGAUCAACCUGGAGCCGCCCAAGAAGAGCGUAAAGGUGAAGAAGAAGAGCAGCGGCUCUGAGGAGGACGGAGAGAAGAAGAGGGAGGGGAAAAAGGAGAAAAAGAAGGACAAAACAGACAAAGAUAGCGCCAUACCAAAGAAGAAGCAGCCAAAGGAGAAGAGGAAGAGGACCGAGCUUCAGGAACAGGGGCUAACGCUGGAGGAAUGGCUUCCCUCCGCUUGGAUCACAGACACGGAGCCGCGGAGGUGUCCUUACAUCCCCCAGAUGGGAGACGAGGUGUACUAUUUCCGGCAGGGCCAUGAAGCCUACGUGGAAAUGGCAAAACAAAAAAAAAUUUAUAGCAUCAAUCCUAAGAAACAGCCCUGGCAUAAGAUGGAACUACGGGAGCAGGAGUUGAUGAAAAUUGUCGGCAUCAAAUAUGAGGUGGGUCUGCCAACGCUUUGCUGCCUGAAGCUGGCGUUUUUGGACCCCGACACCGGGAGGCUGACGGGAGGCUCCUUCUCUAUGAAGUACCACGACAUGCCCGACGUCAUCGACUUCCUGGUGUUGCGGCAGCAGUUUGACAACACCAAAAGGAGGCAGUGGAGCAUCGGUGACAGAUUUCGGUCAGUGAUCGAUGACGCCUGGUGGUUUGGGACCAUUGAGAGCCAGGAGCCGUACCAGACCCAGUAUCCGGACAGCUUGUUCCAGAGCUAUAAUGUCUGCUGGGACAAUGGAGACACGGAAAAGAUGAGUCCAUGGGACAUGGAGCCCAUCCCUGAUGAUGCCACAUUCCCAGACGAGCUGGGCACCAGCGUCCCGCUGACAGAAGAGGAGCAGAAGGACCUGCUGUACGUCCCUCUGGAGGGGGAGUGGGGCUGCCGGACGCGGGAAGAGGAGUGCGAACGCAUCAUCAAGGCCAUCGACCAGCUCUGCACUCUGGACGUGGCGGCGCCCUUCGCCUUUCCGGUGGACCUGCAAGCGUACCCGACCUACUGCACAGUGGUGGCCUACAUCACCGACCUCAGCACCAUCCGCAGUCGGCUGGUCAACCGCUUCUACAGACGCCUCUCCUCUCUGAUGUGGGAGGUGCGUUACAUCGAACACAACGCCCAGACGUUCAACGAGCCGGGAUCCUUCAUCGUCACCACCGCCAAGUUUGUCUCGGACCUCAUGCUGGCCUUCGUUAAGGACCAAAGCCUGACGAACCUCAUGCCUCUGUACAAAACGAUGAAGAAGGCCACCUUCUCAGACUCUGAAGACGAGGACGAUGAAGACGAGGAGGAUGACAGCAAUACUCCCGGAACGUCUACGAGAAAUCACAAGAGCCGUGGACCCCUGCAACGACAGCGGAGAACACGCCCGCCAUCAUACGACCCUCACGCGUGGAAGGGGCGGUGCAAAGAGCUGCUGGACCUCAUUUUUCAGUGUGAAGACUCCGAGCCUUUCAGAGAACCGGUGGAUCUGCAGGAGUACCCGGACUACCUGCAAAUCGUUGACUCCCCCAUGGACUUCGGCACAGUUCUCAGCAAUCUGACAGAAGGGAGGUACAAGUCUCCCAUCGAGCUCUGCAAAGACGUUCGGCUCAUUUUUAGUAAUUCCAAAGCUUACACUCCCAGCAAGAAGUCCCGGAUUUACAGCAUGAGUCUGCGGCUUUCUGCGCUGUUUGAGGAGCACGUCAGCUCCAUCCUGGACGACUAUAAAGCCAUCCACGGAUUGACCAAUAGACUGACCCGACAGGGCUCGGACAAACAGAGGCGACACGCUGCGGACAAGCAAACGCGGCAUGCGAUGAAGAGGAGGAGGAGGCGGAGCGACUCCCCGACGAGCAGCAAUGCAUCCAGUCCGGAGAGGAAAAGACGCGUGUCGUCCCGCGUGAACGGAAAGAGAGAGCCAACGCCGCCUCCGCCACGGCCGCCGUUCCUGCGGCAGGGCGUCGCUCCCAAACCGCCGCCCCAGCUGGUCAACGGAAAGGCAGAGGCGGGAACUCCGGGGCGGACCCGGAGUGCCGCUCGGCAUUUGUCGCACUCUUUGCCUUCGUCAGAUAACGCCCCUCACCUCAGCACCUCAAACCCAACAGAGUCUCCCCGUUUGCUGCGGGCUCACAACUCCUCCUCCGCUUCGGCGCCAGCCGCUCCUGAGAAGGUGGCGCCCUCCCCCCCUGCUGAGAGCGGCAGUGGCAGCACCCGUCGGAAACUCAGGACGCCGGUGCGACACACGCCGACUUCUCCCGGCAGUCCCCCGUCUCAAAGCAAGGUCCAUCUGAACGGCCACAGCAGCCACGUCACUCUGGGUGUGGGCAGAAGGGGGCGCAAGUCCAGAACGGAGUCGCCGGUGAGCCCCCCAGAAAUCCCGGCCCCGGCGAGCCCUUCGAGACCCCGCGGUCGCCCCCCAGGCAAGAAGCGAGGACGGAAGAGCAAGCAAGAGCUGGAGGAGAUGACAAAGAGCGGCAAUCGAAGGAGCUCGACUCCCGAUGAGGAGCUCGACCCCUCCACAGGCGACGAAGGAGGGACGUCACCCACGCAGGACACGCCGGGGCUGUCGGAGAGCGGCGUGGCGUCGACGCAGAGACGCCGAGGUCGGCCACGAGUCUUCAGAACUGAGGAACCGGCUCCCCCUGCCGAAUCACCCGAGCCGUCGCCACUGAGGAGGAGCAGCAGGAGAGCCAACGAGGAGAUCACGCCUCCUCAAAGCUCUAAUCAGAGGGAGCCUCCAAAGGAGGAGGCGGGAGAGACGGCAGCAGGGUCCAUGCGCACGCGCAACCAGGGACGCCGGUCCGCGUGGUACAUGGAGGAGGACUCCGAGGAGGAGCAGAGGCAGCUGCUGUUCGAGGACUCUUCCAUUACCUUUGGCACCUCCUCAAAGGGGCGUGUCCGCAAACUGACAGAGAAGGCCAAGGCCAACCUUAUAGGCUGGUAGCGAACGCCUGGCGAGGAGCGGAAGAAGCUGCCAAAAGAGACCCGCAGCUCCCGGCCCGGCCCGUGUCGCUGACCCCGCCCCCUUACCCAGCAAGCACACCCAUCGAGGCGUGCUCCUGCGCUCUGAGUCCUCCCGCGUUAUUGAUCCAUGUUGGAUCCUGCAGGAACGCGGAGCACGUCGGCGAGGGUGCGGCUCCCUCCUGUUCCGGCGGAGAUGGACCGGCCGUCCACCAGAGCUCCGCCUUCGUCGGUCCCGCUUCUUUCAUUUUAUACAAAACACACAGCUUUUUCUAAGAUUUGUACUUUUCCUGGAAGUCUUACCCAUCGGCUGCCCUGAGCGUGUCUGUCCGUCUGCGCUAAGAUACCAAAUGGUGUACGCUUGUCGGUACUGAAGACCUUGUUUACGUGUUCGUGAGCGAUUUGCAUGAAUAAUAGGCGAGAAGAAGCAUCUGUUUUUGUCGUUUUUUUUAUGUCCUUGCCUGACGGAGGAACCGAGAGGAUGCAUGGGUGGAAGGACGUCUCCACAGAUCAGUGCGUCCACAACAUUAGCAAUACCUUGUGCCUUUAUGUUAAUACGUGUGCGUGAACGGCGCCCUGCGGCGUGACGCCUGCUGGGAUGCGACGGAGGGGUGUGUCCAUAAGUGUGCGUGUUAUAAGCGCAUCCACCUUCUGAGAGUGUAUUUAUAGCAGCUGUAAAGGAGUUUGUGGUAAAUUAUUCCCAACCCCAAGAUACAGUCCAUCCGCCGGCAGCGAUCGGGGACGCACUUCCCAUCCAACACACACCUGUUUUAAGGGAGAAACGAUGUUUUAAAGAGAAAACAAAAUAAAAAAAAAUAGAGGUUUUCAAUAGUGGCUAUGUUUGUACAGUACGCACACCUGACUUGCAUGCUCUCGCACUUUCUAAGGUCUGAAGGAAACGUUGAACUGAAAGGAAAUGGGAGUCUUAUACACACCUUCCUGAUUGUGUGCCUUCACGUCUUUUUUCCCUCCUUUUUAGUUGGUUUGGUUUCAGAGAAUUGGACUUUUAAGGACCCCCCCCUCUUGAUUUUAGAGCCAGUAAAUGUUGCUGGAGAGAACUGGAUGGCAGCAUCUCAUCGUUGGAUCACCGUUGGCGUCGUGACGGAUCCGUCAAGGCCAAACUCUGUCUGUAGGCACUGAAGUUCUAGUACGUGGCUUUUGAAUGUAUAUUUUCCUUGAAAGGUUUUCCAUAGUGAUGUGUUCUCCAUGACGUCUUUCCUGUCCCGGUUUUUUGUGGAUUUGUGUUUUAUACCCAGCCGCACAUAUUCACCAAACUUGGUUUUAUUAAAUGUAUGUAAAGAGUUUUUAAUCCAAAAAUGGCCUAAAAUACAGACUUGUUCCUUUGAGAGUGAAAUUACAUUUUAUUACUUUGGGAGUCUCUGCUCUCCAGAAAAUAUAUUCUACGGCUAAUGUGUUGGUUUUUUUUUUGAGUGUUCCCUCCCGGUCUUCAUUGUUUUACUAAAUGAUAUUUGUGCAGAACUUUUGCACAGCAAGCCCACUGCUAACAUGUUGACUUUGAUUGGAGGAAUUAUUUGCACCUUUUUUUUUUUUAGAAACUGGUGUGUUGUUUCCCUUCUUGACCCGUCCACAUCUUCACCAAACAGCCUCGGUUCCACCAGGUCGCCGUGGACGUGACGGUGGAACCGUGCGGUCCACGGGGGAGCAUCUUUUUAUAUUUUUAUCUAAAAAGAUGAGGGGAAUGUUGAGAUAAGAGACAGUAGGGUAGUGACUGAUGAGGCUGUCCUUGUUAGAUUGGAUACUUUUUUUUUUUAUAUCAAUGAAUUAAAAAAAAAGAAUCCUAAAACUAGAAUGUAUGUGUAGGGGAGUACUGCUGUCCUGUUAGUUCAUACCGAUAUUUUAAGUAAAUAAACAGUUGUGUUUCCAUAUCUACUUUAA
Messenger RNA from Oryzias latipes (Japanese medaka), 7758 nucleotides. RefSeq names its product PHIP subunit of CUL4-Ring ligase complex (gene phip). Gene Ontology annotation, molecular function: protein binding. Gene Ontology annotation, cellular component: nucleus. Gene Ontology annotation, biological process: regulation of cell shape; cytoskeleton organization; regulation of transcription by RNA polymerase II. The record is from RefSeq and is a predicted model, not a curated record. NCBI's taxonomy places the organism in Eukaryota, Metazoa, Chordata, Actinopteri, Beloniformes, Adrianichthyidae.